AUGAUACCAUUAUACCACAAAUUAGAAAAGAAGAUGGAACUCUCACUACUACUGUUGACGAAAAAAAGACAUGAAAUAUGGAAGGCACUUCUACCUGAAAUUGAUCAUGGUCUUGAUAGAGAGUUUGAAAUUGAUGACGAUUCUCGAUGGCCAAAAUUAGAGUUUGAUGAAGUUGACUCUGCAUUGGCUGAUACCCCAAAUGAUAAAGCUCCAGGAGACGAUGGAAUUACUGGCAAAGUUUUAAAGAUGGCAUGGCUAAAUAAAGACUUUAAGGAAAGCCAAGAGCAUACCGACCAAUUUCCUUACUUAAGAUUCCAUCUAAAGUACUGGAAAAAUUAUACAAAAAGAAUGACCAAACUUACAACACACUUACUUCCACCAGAGCAAUAUGGGGGAAGACAAGGUUAUUGUGCUACUGAUGCUGUUUUGGAACUUGUCCAAAGAAUUGAAACUAGUAAAGAAAAAAUUUCAGCUAUGCUCAUUGAUAUUCAAGGAGCUUUUGAUAAUGUUAACAGAAAUAUAUUGGCAGACACAAUGGAGGAUAUGAAACUACCCAAAGCACUUAUAAACUGGACGUACCAAUUUGUAAGUGAAAGAGAAGCUAGUAUGCUCAUGGACCGAAGAAAAGGAUCAGUGCAAAAAAUUAGUACUGGAAUUCCGCAAGGCUCACCUAUUUCACCACUACUUUUUUUGAUAUAUUCCACACCAAUGUAUCAUGCCAUUAAAGAAUGGGGUGGAACUCCUUUUGGCUUUAUUGAUGAUGUGACUAUUACCGUUGAAGAUGAGAAAGUGCAACUUACUUUACCUAAUGGAGAACUUCGUGAACCCCAGAAGGAAGUUAAAUUGCUUGGAAUUACUUUGAACAAUCUGCUUGAUUUUAAAUCUCAUAUUUUGAAUAAAAUCAAUAAAGCAAGAAAAGCUGUUGGUGCUAUUUGGCAUCUUGGUGGCGUGCAAAAGAAUAUGGCUUUAAGAAGAAUUGUUGGUGCUUAUCGCACAACUCCUAUUGCGGUACUACAAAAGGAAGCUGGUAUUAUGCCAUAUAGUAUUAGGCUAAAAUUUAUGGUGGCACGAAAAGCUAUUCGUUUACACCUAAAUAUUAGCAAAACUAAUCCUAUUAAUGGUCAUUUGUUAACAUUGAUUGAGAAAUCUCCAAUUGCAAAGCUAACCACGCUUUACAUGUUGGCGAAAGAUGAUAGAGACUAUAUGAUUAAAAAGGAUGAAAAACGAAAAUGCAAGAGGGUUGAACCUCUUACACUGAAACAACAACAAAAUCAGACGAUUGGAAUUUUGAAGAAACAAGCAAUGGAAGAAUGGCAAGAAAUGUAUUGGAACAGCAGUAAGGAUCUGUGGUAUCAUAAUAUCACAGUGGAGUCGAAAUGUACUGAUAAUCUUUCCAAAAUGGUUACGGGAGUGAUCAUGAAGAAAGAUAGUCGAAGGAUCUUGAGUAAUAUUACUCAGUUUCACACAGGCCAUGGCAACUUUGGCGCAUGGUUUAAAAAAAAAAAGUUUGGAAUUGAAAAGGAUAGUUACAACUGCAAAUGUGGAGAGCUGGAAACAGUUCAUCACAUUUUAGUUGAGUGUCCUUUGCUUGAAGAGGAAAGAAAAGGACUGAAACGGAUAUCUCCAGAGAUGGACAUAACCAAUAUUGAUUUGGUUUAUGGCUCAGUGGACUUACUUCAUAGAAUUUCAUUUAGUGGAGUGGAUGAAAAUACACUAAGUGAUCACUCAAUUGUGGAGUGGGACAUCUAUAUGUCUCAGAGUAAAAACGGGGAUGAAGUUUUUACUUCGGUGAAGAGAUUGAAUAUUAAGAAUGCAGAUUGGGAAAAGUUUGACAAGGAGCUUUCUUCUGCCAUUAAAGAUUUUAAUGUGCAUAACAAAACUCUAAAAUCAACUGACCAAAUUGAUGACCAAGCUAAAGUUCUUGAGGAGGUUGUAAAAAGAGCAAUGGCAAAGUCGAUGAAGGAAGUUAAGGUGAUGAAAAAGUCCAAACGCUAUUGGAAUCAAGAAUUAAGGGAGAAGUUAGAAAAAGCGCUAGAAGCUAAAAGGGAAGCCCGUCAAAGACAACCUUCUUUGGCUUUGAAACGACAAAAAAUUGAAGAGGCAAAAAAAGCUAGAAAAAUUUUUGACCACAGUUUGCGUGAGGCAAGUACUGAGCAAUGGAAUAAAUAUUUGUCUAGUUUAGAAGGAAAUGACAUUUGGAAGAUUUUGAAGUAUAUUAAUCCAAAAAGCAAUGAUACCAUUAUACCACAAAUUAGAAAAGAAGAUGGAACUCUCACUACUACUGUUGACGAAAAAAGACAUGAAAUAUGGAAGGCACUUCUACCUGAAAUUGAUCAUGGUCUUGAUAGAGAGUUUGAAAUUGAUGACGAUUCUCGAUGGCCAAAAUUAGAGUUUGAUGAAGUUGACUCUGCAUUGGCUGAUACCCCAAAUGAUAAAGCUCCAGGAGACGAUGGAAUUACUGGCAAAGUUUUAAAGAUGGCAUGGCUAAAUAAAGACUUUAAGGAAAGGUUUUCAAGCUUCUCCAAGCUUGUGUAA
Messenger RNA from Magnusiomyces paraingens, 2535 nucleotides. RefSeq lists its product as uncharacterized. The transcript has 5 exons. The record is from RefSeq and is a predicted model, not a curated record. Bases 1 to 2535 code for a protein of 844 amino acids. Lineage: Eukaryota; Fungi; Ascomycota; Dipodascomycetes; Dipodascales; Dipodascaceae.